CCAAAAUGAAAUAAAGAUCACAACUCUCUCGAUAAUCUCUGCUUGUUCUUCACAAACCGACAUUAGAUUAGCCCUCUAAAGCACCACCACGAUGAAGGCAUGGCAGUAUCAGGAAUAUGGCAGCGUUGAAGUCUUGAAACUGGCUACUGAUGUGGCGAUUCCUGAAAUCAAUAAUGAUCAGGUGUUGGUUAAGGUUGUUGCUGCUGCUCUUAACCCAGUCGAUUACAGAAGGAGGCUUGGACAGAUGAAGGCCGCCGAUCCGCCUCUUCCGGUUAUUCCAGGAUUAGAUGUCGCAGGGGUAGUUGUGAAAGUUGGAAGCGAGGUAAAAGGACUGAAAGAAGGAGACGAAGUAUAUGGAGAUGUAAACGAAAAAGCUCUGGAUAAACCUACAAAGUUAGGAACUUUAGCAGAAUACGUUGCUGUUGACGAGAAAUUGCUGGCUUUGAAACCUAAAAACAUGGAUUUUGUAGAAGCUGCUGCUCUUCCUCUUGCAAUUGAAACUGCAUAUGAAGGUCUAGAAAGGGCCAAUUUCAAAGAAGGUCAAUCAAUCCUUGUUCUUAAUGGUGCUGGUGGUGUUGGAUCCUUCAUAAUUCAGCUUGCAAAACAUGUGUUUGGGGCUUCGAAAAUAGCGGCCACAUCUAGUACUAAAAAACUGGAGUUACUUAAGAGUCUUGGCGCUGAUAUUGCCAUCGAUUACACCAAAGAGAAAUUCGAAGAACUCCCAGAUAAAUACGAUGUUGUCUACGAUGCAAUAGGGCAACCGGAGGAAGCUGUGAAAGCAGUUAAGGAAGGUGGUUGUGCGGUAUCCAUUACCGAUUUCGAAAAGCCUAUUCCACCACCCGGGUUCGGCUUCGUGCUCACAUCUAGUGGAUCCAUGUUAACAAAACUAAACCCUUACCUAGAAAGUGGAAAGGUGAAGCCAUUGCUAGACCCAAGAACUCCUUUCCCUUUUGAAAAGGUUAAGGAGGCUUUCACUUACCUUGAGAGUCAUAGGGCCACAGGAAAGAUAGUUAUUUAUCCGAUACCAUGAAUCUAGAAUGCUAAGACUUUGUUUUGUUUUACAUAACAUCAAUAAAUAAUUCGAAGCUUGUGUUUCGUCUUACGUAAUAUGAAUAAAUAAUUCUAAGA
This is a messenger RNA of Lactuca virosa, 1128 nucleotides long. The record is from the annotation of a GenBank genome assembly. NCBI's taxonomy places the organism in Eukaryota, Viridiplantae, Streptophyta, Magnoliopsida, Asterales, Asteraceae.